AUGCAAACUGCCGCAAAUUUGAUACAGAACAAGAUGGGAUCGUUCCCCACUAUCGUACAUCCCGAGUCCAAGGCUAUAUCUGAUGGCGCGACUAUGAAAGCCUUGGCCUGGUUCGGGGCGUGCGAUGUACGACUCAUCAACACUCCUAUCCCCGACAUUACCGAGCCCGACGACGUAAUCCUCAAAGUGACCGGUACGACUAUAUGCGGCUCCGACCUCCAUCUGUACCACGGCGAAAUUGUCACUCUACAGAAAGGCGACAUCUUGGGUCAUGAGUUCAUGGGCAUCGUGGACAAGAUCGGACCCAACGUUAAGAACCUCACCAUUGGCCAACGUGUUGUCGCGUCCUUCCAGAUCGCGUGUGGAGAGUGCGAGUACUGCAAACAGAAGCUCUCAUCCUUCUGCGACAAGACCAAUCCGUCUACCCUCAUGAACGCUAUGUACGGUCAUCGCGACGCUGGCUUCUUCGGGUACUCUCACUUCACUGGCGGCUUUGCCGGUGGUCAAGCAGAGUACGUCCGUGUACCCAAGGGCAACGUCAACCUACUCCCUAUCCCGAACGAAGUGCCCGAUGAGAAGGCGCUCUAUCUUUCGGAUGUUCUCUGUACUGCGUAUCACUGUGUCAUGGACACUGGGGUGAACCCCCACGAUACAGUUGGCAUCUGGGGUCUUGGUCCCAUUGGUCUUUGCGUCGCCAAGUUCGCGAAGCUCAAAGGCGUGAAACGCAUCAUUGCUAUCGACAAGGUUCCAGAGCGCCUCAGGAGGGGAGAAGACAUCGGAGUUGAGACAAUCGACUUCACGAAACAUACCGAUGUCGUCAGUCGUCUGCAGGAGCUUGUGCCCGGAGGCCUCGACGUCGCCUUAGAUUGCGCAGGCACAUUCCACGAGCCCAAGUCGGUAUUACACAAGGUCGAGAAGGCGCUCAUGCUCGAGACCGAUGUCCCAGAGAUUGCCAAUGAGAUGAUUAUGUCCGUCAAGAAAGGCGGUCGGUGCGGUCUCAUCGGGGCCUACUCUGGUUAUACCAACCACUUCAACAUCGGUGCACUCAUGGAGAAGGGCAUUCGCUUCAUCGGCAAUGGUCAAGCUCCCGUGCACAAGUGGUGGAACGAGAUCCUCAACGAUUUCAUCAUCACGGGCAAAUUCGAUCCUACCUUCAUGGUAUCGCACCGCGUCGACCUUGAUGACUUCCCUCAGCUAUAUGCUGCGUUUGACAAGCGAAUCGCUGGCGUCGAGAAGGUCUUCGUGCAGACGCAGUUCUCCAGCCCACCAGCGGUCGGUUGUCCGACGCUCACCAGAGUCGACCACUGGGCGGUGUAG
Messenger RNA from Epithele typhae, 1317 nucleotides. RefSeq names its product GroES-like protein. Gene Ontology annotation, molecular function: oxidoreductase activity; zinc ion binding. Lineage: Eukaryota; Fungi; Basidiomycota; Agaricomycetes; Polyporales; Epitheliaceae. The record is from RefSeq and is a predicted model, not a curated record. The coding region runs from base 1 to 1317 and encodes 438 amino acids. The transcript has 7 exons.